AUGGAGGAAAAAGACAAUCGCAGCAAAGCAAGAAAGGGAUAUGGAAGCGGACACUCAAGACAAAGACAUAAAUUUACCAAAGAAGAACUGAAGAGACUUAAACAAGAAUUUGAAUGCACUCCUUAUCCAGAUUUCACAACCAAGGACGAGCUGGCACAGCAGUUUCAAUGUGACAUGAGCGUGAUUUAUAACUGGUUUCAGAAUAAAAGAGCCAGGUUGCCACUAGAAUUGAAAGACAAGAUUUCUGCCAUGAGAAGAAUGUCCAAGUGCCAAGACUCCAUGCUUACAGGUCACCAGGAUACCCAGAUCCAGGAAGCUUCAGGUGAACGCUACAGCUCAUUUGACCCUGUGGCCCAAAGCACUGGAAUGGGAUCAAUUGGCACUGUGGCGUAUCAAGAGGCCACUGGAAGUGGAUUUUCUUUCAACAGACCAAUGAAUUUUACCCUUCCCCCUGUGUCCGAGCAGUAUUAUAUGGGUGGCCAGCCUGAGACCCAGGAAAGCCAAUAUUCCGCGUUCUCUCGUGCUGACUAUGUUCCUUGUAUGCAGGGGCAAAGGCAGAUGGAUUGUAACUAUUCCCCAAUGCUCCCAGGACAGCAGCAGAAUACCUGGAAAUCCCAGCAACCACUGCAGCAUCCUCAGAGCUACCAAGGGAGUGCAAACUGGUUCAUAGUGCACCAGAGUCAGAGAGACUUAGGGCAGCAGGUGUCCUCCUUACCCUUAGAUCAUCAGGAGCAAUUUGAUCCAAGUAAUGGAGAUGUGGCAGGCUCUUGGAUGCUCCUUUGCCAGCAGCAGUCAAUGUUCCACCAAAUGCCUCUUUGGCUACAUGGGCAGCAAGGGACAGCUGACGGCUGUACUCCUCAGGAGAGCAGCAGUCCUGUCAAAACACACCCAGCCAACAAUUCACAAGCUUCAGGAACUUAGAAAGCAGCAGGGGGAGGCUAAGGUAGAGAUCAAGAGGGAGGUUUUUAAGUGUGAGUUGUGACCUUGUCCUAGCUAUAAGCUUUUUUUUUCUUCCUCAAACUG
Messenger RNA from Mastomys coucha (southern multimammate mouse), 1023 nucleotides. RefSeq names its product homeobox protein ceh-36-like. Bases 1 to 921 code for a protein of 306 amino acids. Gene Ontology annotation, biological process: regulation of transcription by RNA polymerase II. Gene Ontology annotation, molecular function: RNA polymerase II cis-regulatory region sequence-specific DNA binding; DNA-binding transcription factor activity, RNA polymerase II-specific. Gene Ontology annotation, cellular component: nucleus. The record is from RefSeq and is a predicted model, not a curated record. Lineage: Eukaryota; Metazoa; Chordata; Mammalia; Rodentia; Muridae. The transcript is spliced from 3 exons.